Molecule: messenger RNA, 3391 nt
Organism: Paralichthys olivaceus (Japanese flounder)
Lineage: Eukaryota; Metazoa; Chordata; Actinopteri; Pleuronectiformes; Paralichthyidae
Source: RefSeq, a predicted model, not a curated record
GGGCUUCUCUGAUGAACUGCCACAACAGCCUUUCUUUCUUUAAUGUCUUAAUCAGAUGCUCUGUUUCUCACACCAUGACGUGUAACACACAAUGAUCGAACCUGCAAGCUGAGGGAGGCUUGAAUGAAAGUUAGAUUUCUUUUCCCUUCACAAGCGGAUUCAUUCGGUCAGUGAAGAGGCCUGGCUAUCAGAAGGGGCAGUAAUUUCCUCUUGAACGUUGAUUCACCUGAGGAGAACUUUUAUCCUCGUCUUUCAACAAACUUUUUCUGAGCGUCCAUGAUGUUUUCUUGUUGAACAGUUUGAAACUGUCCCAAAAUGACUGGCCGCGCACGAGCAAGAUCAAGAGGCCGGGCACGCGGUCAAGAGACUGCGGCGCCAGGAGCGAGCAAGGCUGUAGAAUCCACUCCAGCACCUGCUGCAGAACUGGUUGGCAGAGGGAGGCAGAAAGGUGCUCCGGGACCGUUCUCUACAGAAACUCUUCUGCAGAUAUCAGCUGGAUUUCAGCAGGUGAAGCUGGGAGAGAGAGGUGGACGUCGACGGGAUUUUCAUGAUGCAGGCAUUAACACCAGACAAGCUAUGGAACAUGUUAAGGAAUCAAAGUCUGGCUCAAGUGGACAUGCCAUUCAGUUGACAGCCAACUUCUUUCGCAUCAUAUCCCGCCCUCAGUGGGUUCUGUAUCAGUACCACGUGGACUUCAACCCACCAAUGGAGUCUCGUCGUCUGAGAUCUGCCCUCCUGUACCACCAUGAGGAAACACUAGGCUCAGCGAGGAGCUUUGAUGGAGCUCUGCUUUUUCUGCCCCACAGAUUGCACAAAAAGGAGACUGUGCUGCACAGUGUAACAAAUAAUAUGGAGAAGGUUCAGAUCACUAUCGUGCUGACAAAUGAACUGCCACCCACAUCACCUGUGUGUAUUCAGUUUUACAACAUCCUAUUCAGAAGGAUCUUGAGAAUUCUCGACAUGCAGCAGAUUGGACGCAACUACUAUAACCCUAAAGAUGCACUCAACAUCCCACAGCACAGGCUGACAAUCUGGCCCGGCUACACAACCACCAUCUUGGAGUAUGAGUCAGCGAUUAUGAUGUGUACUGACGUGAGCCACAAAGUGCUUCGUAGUGAGACAGUCCUUGACUUCAUGGUCAACCUGAGGCAAAAGUGUGGAGAUCAUCGCUUCCCUGAGAUCUGCACGAAGGAGCUUGUUGGACUCAUAGUACUCACCAAGUACAACAACAAAACCUACAGGGUUGACGACAUUGCAUGGGAUCAGACUCCCAACAACACAUUCACAAAGGGAGACAAAGAAACCACCUUCAUGAAGUACUACAAGGACCAAUAUAACCUGGAAAUCACUGAUAGGAACCAGGUGCUGCUGGCCAGCGAUGUGAAGAGAAUUGUUCCUGCUGGAGCGCCGCCUCCUGGUCGGAUCAUGCUCAUCCCAGAGCUGUGCUACCUUACAGGGCUGACUGAGAAGAUGCGAUCUGACUUCGUCAUAAUGAAGGACUUGGGUGGGCACACCAGACUGAACCCAGAUCAGAGACAGGGACGCCUCAACAGAUUUGUCUCUAACAUACAGAAGAACCCGGAUGCACAGGCAGAGCUGGAUAAGUGGGGACUCAGCUUCGAUAAGGAACUCCUAAGACUGACUGGCAGAGUCCUCCCAGUAGAGAGGAUUUUCCAGGGAUCAAGAUCGUAUGUCCCUCCAGCUGCUGAUUGGGCCAGAGAGAUGCGUGGGAUACCUCUGAUCAACGCCCCUCCACUGAACAACUGGCUCAUUUUAUACACCCGUCGCAAUGGUAACGAGGCCCAGUCCCUCCUGCAGACCCUCAGCAAAGUGUCAGGUCCACUCGGAAUUCGCAUACAGAGACCUGUCAUGAUUGAGUACCAGGAUCACCAGGAGUCUCUCCUCAGAGCCCUGCAGCAGAAUGUUGAUCAACAUACACAGAUGGUGGUGGUGAUCCUCCCCAGCAACAGGAAGGACAAGUACGACACCGUCAAGAAGUUCCUUUGUGUGGACUGCCCUGUCCCCAGCCAGUGCGUGGUGUUCCGCACCAUCAGCAAACAUCAAACACUCAUGACUGUGGCGACCAAAAUUGCCCUGCAGCUGGCUUGCAAGAUGGGAGGAGAGCUGUGGAGCGUGGAAAUCCCUCUCAAACAGCUGAUGAUUGUGGGCAUUGACUGUUACCAUGACACUAUUGGUGGGAAAAGGUCCAUUGGAGCUCUAGUGGCCAGCCUCAACCAGAGCAUGAGCAGGUGGUUCUCAAAGUGUGUGCUGCAGCACAAAGGCCAGGAAAUCAUGGACGGACUGAAGAUGGCCUUGAGUGGUGCACUGAAAGACUACCUGAAGUUCAACAACUGCCUCCCCUCACGCAUCAUUGUGUACAGAGAUGGAGUGGGAGACGGCCAGCUGGAGACCGUGGUCAACUACGAGGUCUCCCAGAUCAUUGACUGCAUCAAGUCCAUGGGGCACGACUACUCGCCCAAGCUGAGUGUGGUGGUGGUGAAGAAGCGCAUCAGCUGCAGGUUCUUCGCCCAGUUCGAUGGCAAAGUGAACAACCCUCCCCCCGGAACCGUCAUCGACACAGAUGUCACCCGUCCUGAGUGGUACGACUUCUUCAUCGUGAGCCAGUAUGUUCGCACAGGAAGCGUCUCUCCAACCCACUACAAUGUCGUGUACGACACCAGCGGACUGAAGCCUGAUCACAUGCAGCGGCUCACCUACAAGCUGUGCCACAUGUACUACAACUGGCAGGGAAUCAUCCAAGUGCCCGCUCCCUGCCAGUACGCACACAAGCUGGCUUUCCUUGUGGGACAGAGCAUCCACCGGGAGCCCAACAUGCACCUGGACGACCUCCUCUUCUACCUGUGACGACACAAAGAGGAGCAACGUGUUCGACUCUGAGGUUUCCUCGGGAAGAACAUCACUAAUGACAAGUUUGGUUCCAAAAGUUCUCUUCAGGUGAAAAUAUUCCAAGUUCAGUUUUGAAGAUGCCGAGUUCUGAGUUCUGUGUAUCUGGUUUGUAUCACACUCAGGUCUCAGGUCUGAUGUAAUAACAAAGGUGAAAAGUCUGAACAUCUAAAAUACUCGUGAGCUUCCCCUGUUCAGAAUGAAGUGACACAAGACAAAAUGAAUCCAGGCUGUUUGUGAUACACGAAACAUUUGGAAGAUUCUCUACAGUUUGAUGUGAACUUUUGUCUUUUGAGUAAAAAGAAAUAGCAUUUGUUAGGAAGAACCUAGAAUCUUUAUUUGUGUUGUAUUGUUAAUGUUGGCCUCAGAUAAUUUAAAUGUUCAUAAAAAUAUUAUUUAAGAGUAAAAACCUGCUGGAGUUGUAACAGAAUCUAGGCCCUAAAACUCAUUUCUGUUGCUGCUGGUUCUAAUAAACGUUUGUGUGUUA